AUGCGAUCGCUGAGUGGCACGGUACUCUGGCGCCACUGCGGGCUGCUGCCGAGUGUUCAAUCCGCGCCGACUCUCUCACACGUUUGCCGUCGCCUCAGCACACUCGGCUGCACAGUUGUCACCUCACGCGCCUACCACACACGACCUUCGAAGUCAGCGGCCUUGUCGGCUAACGACUUCGCGACACUCACCCCCCUUCUGCUACUGCGCCAAGCGCUGCAGCAGCACACCGAACUGGACGGCACCGACGUGGGUGCGCAACUCACCCCUGGCGAGCAACACAUCAUUAUUUCUCGCACCAAGUUUUGCCACUUCUGCGCCACUGCGCAUGUCGAGGACCCGGAAGCCGCCCUGGCAGACUUGGAGGCGGCGGGUGUGGUGGUGGUGCUGGACGGCGGGAGCUUGAUUCACCUGCGGCCGGCAUUGUACCUUGAAACACUGGAAAUAAUUCGCAAUGCGGCAACCGCGUCAAACGCCGGCAACGGGACGCCUGCGACGAACUCGGUGCCGUCAGUGAAUGGGAGCAGCUUUCUGCUGGAGGAAGCGGAGCGCCGUGUCGCAGAGCUAACCAAAAGAGAGAAGGCGAUGCGGAAUCAACUGGAGCCCGCCAUCGCGCGAGCAGCACGCUGGCGUCGCACGGUGUGGGGAGGUGCGCUGCUCUACGCCGGUGCUCAGCUCGCCGUCAUCUCCCGUCUCACCUACUUCGACUUAGACUGGGACAUUAUGGAGCCGGUCUCGUACAUCAUCACGAUUACCAACUCGCUUGUCUUCUUCCUGUACUACCUGCGCUUCCACAGCGACCACUCCUAUGGCGCCUUUGAUCAGCGAUUUCUGCCUCGAAAGGUGCGCCAGUACGCCCCCAAGGACUUCGACUGGGCGGCGUACGCGGAUGUGUGUCAGCAAGUGGUUGAGGCGCGCGCUAUACUCGACUGUCUUUCCAAAUGGGCUGAGAAGCACUGA
This is a messenger RNA of Leishmania braziliensis MHOM/BR/75/M2904, 960 nucleotides long. RefSeq lists its product as hypothetical. Gene Ontology annotation, molecular function: calcium channel activity; uniporter activity. NCBI's taxonomy places the organism in Eukaryota, Euglenozoa, Kinetoplastea, Trypanosomatida, Trypanosomatidae. Gene Ontology annotation, biological process: mitochondrial calcium ion homeostasis; calcium import into the mitochondrion. The record is from RefSeq and is a predicted model, not a curated record. Gene Ontology annotation, cellular component: uniplex complex; mitochondrial inner membrane. The transcript has a single exon. Bases 1 to 960 code for a protein of 319 amino acids.